AUGGUAACUAAAAAUCAUGAGAAAUAUGUUGCGUUUACAUUCAAACAUGAUUUAUUAAAAGCAGCACAAUAUACAGUUCAAGUAUCUGCAGGCUGUCCAUCAGCCGAAGGUCCAUUAAAGGCCAUAUCAGAGUGGUCAGCUAGCUUUCAUACUUAUGAACCUUUAAAAAUAAUUGAUUGGUUUCCAAAUAUAAAGAACACAUGGCAACCAUCUGUUGCUCCUGGUAAUAGUUGGACAGUAACAUUCAAUAAUUCAUUAGAUCAUUCAACAAUUAAUAAAUCAUUAUUCAAAUUCGAACCAGAAGUCAAUGGUUUAGAUAUUGAACAUACACAACACAAUGAUCGACAAAUCACAUUCUAUAAUAAUUCCAAACCAAAUACUGUUUAUACACCACUUAUGCAAUCAGCAUCAUUGAAAGAUAUUCAUGGUCAAGCAUUAGAACAUGAUCAUUCUGAUAAACUAAUUCAAUUUCACGUACAUGAUUCACCAUCAUUAGUUGGACACGUAUCGGGUGCAACAGGUAUGAUUACAGUGGAUCCUGAUGUAUUAGAUGAACCAUUUUACCCGUUUAUGGUUUAUAAUUAUUCAGAAGUAAUGCUUCAUAUUCAUCGAGUGAAACCAGAGCAUUAUCAUCCAAAUUUACCAUGUUUUAAUUCAUACUCUUAUACCUAUGAAGGAGGAGAAUUGUAUAAUAAAUUACCUGGUGAAGAGUUGCUAAAUGAAGUUGUACAAACAAACUGUGAACGUGAUGAACCGAAAGAAAUAAGAGUUCCCUUGAAAACAUAUUUAACGAAAAACUCUGGAGUAGGUCAAUUAAUUGUAUUAAUUGAACCAACAAGAAAAGCAUUGAAUGAAUGUGAAGACAACAAUUGGCAACAUAGACAAAUUAUAUCAGUUUGGCUACAAUGUACACGAUUAGCAGUCGAUGUAUUUGUUUCUUCAGGUACUUAUAAAUUAAGAGGAAACUAG
Messenger RNA from Rotaria sp. Silwood2, 969 nucleotides. The record is from the annotation of a GenBank genome assembly. Lineage: Eukaryota; Metazoa; Rotifera; Eurotatoria; Philodinida; Philodinidae.